AUUGACUGUAGUUUAGUUGCGAGCGUCUCGGUGUGUAUUGAAGACCAAGGACAUGGUCUGAAUGGCUUUCUUUACAUUCACUGGAGGAAGUUUUGGUUCACUGAACACCAGAACGAGGCAUGGCUGGGAAGCCUUUCCGGGCCACCUACAUCUGGACCAGCAUCAUAUCAAAUCUCCAUACUCGCGUGGAGGUCAAGCGUCGACGUCACAACCUGAAGUCUUACCAUGACUGUUUCUUGGGUUCAGAAGCAGUGGAUGUGGUGUUGGCACACAUCACCCUCAGCCGUUUCUUUGGCGAUGAAGCGGUGCCCCGCUACAAAGCUGUCAAACUUUGUCAGGCCCUCAUGGACUCGAGAGUAUUUGAGCCGGUGGGAAUUAAAGUAUUUGGGAAGGAAAAGAAGAAAACUACAUUUGAGGACAGCAGUUUCAGUUUGUACAGGUUCCUGAGUCCAGAAACCAAUUCAUCAUCGACGCUGACCGACACCAAUUCCCUUUCCACUACUACCAUUGAGAGCGGCUAUGACUCACCGAGCAUGAAAAGGAACAAGAAGAGCUAUAGUCCAUUACGGGAAAGACAAGACGUGCAAACAACAGACAAAUCACUUGAAGACGUGCUUGGAAAUCUCAACCUCUGCUCGACGAUUACCCCUCAGAUGAUCAACCUCGGCCUCUCGCAAGAGCUUGUAGAUGAAGUGUGGCACCAGCAGGCAGUCUUCAGAUUGUUACAGUUGAUAGAGCUCCCCCUGUUGGAGAACUUGUUAGAGGGUAAGGAGAUGUCAUCGAGGCCUGCCCUGCAUGGCAUGGACAGUGACCCGGACCUGUUGUAUACGUCAAGCUACCUGGACAGAGAGGUUCUGAAGGCCUUCAGUGAAGCACAGGCUGAUGAGUGGAUGUCAGGAGCAGUGGACUGUCUUGAGUUUCUGCCUGAUGAACUGGUAGUAGAGCUCAGUCGAGGUUUGGCUGGCUGUGCAGACGACCUGGUCCAGUGUAAAAGGCUUUUCUAUCAAGUCCUGGCUAAGCACUACGGACACACACAGCAGCCACCUCUGCUCAGCAACCACAUUUUUGAUAUCCACUCCGGCAUCUCUGAACUACUUGUGAACGGGAAGCGAGAGCAAGCUCUGGAAGCCUUGCAGCUGUGCCUGAAGCUGCAGGACUCUCGCAGCAGAGAGGAGCUGCGGCGGCUCCUGAGAUUCAUGUCAAUCGCAGCCAAUCCAGAGGAGGUCAAACUGCACAAAGAGAUUGAGAACAGAAUGGCGGUGAAAAGGUCUUUCUCGAGUGCCAUUGUCUACAGCAAAAGACUCUCCAAAGGAAAGGUGGACUUGAUGGUUCUUUUCAUGAUGGAUAACCACUGUGAUCUGUUCAAAAUUCCUGUCUCGCUGCACAAGAUGGUUAGCGACAGAAUAAUGAAUAUUGUGAAAGGGAAGGAUCCAGAUAUGUUAACAGGAUCAGCGUACUCCACAAGAGUAAGCACUGAGGUCUAUUCAGAAAAUGCACAAAAAACCACUAAAGAGGAGCUCGCGUCCUUGCUGCGGAGAGUCCACGAGAGCCCUAUAAUCUCUGUCAGAGAAAAGAGACGGCUGCUUGGACAGUUUUAUAAAGGUCAUCCAGAGAUUUUUGUUCAGUACUUUGGAAAUAAAUUGUCCAAUAUUAACAUGUUAUUACAGUAAUAUUUAUUAAUUUAAAAAAAGGUCAUGUAUUAUGUAAAAAUAUGUAGAUGGAAGAACAAAAAGUCAAUGCAAUCCUAAUGAUGUGAAACUGUCCAUUUCAGUGAGUGGAUUUAAUUUAAUUUUGUUUAAACUACUGAACAACAAUGUGAACUUUAUUGAGGAGAAUUCAUCUUCAAUAUUUAAGAACUUUGGACGUUUUCUUUUGGUGCAGGACACUAACAUGAAGUUUUUAAUGAGACUGUUACUUUCCAAGAAAGACCAAAUGAACCAAGUGUUCUUUAGUGAUUUUUUUUCCCACUUCUCGUUCUCGCUGCAGUUCAUCUUAGCGGCGUUGUGUCUGUAGCCAGCGAAGGCGAAAUCUGCUUGGCAUUUUUUUUUUUUUUUUUUAAUGUGAAUGUUCUUUGUGCUUGUGCAAUAGAAGCAGUGUUAGCAAUAAAAAAAAUAUUCUCGUAUACAAUGUGAUGUACAGUACAGCUAUGUGUGAGUAACUCUCAAACGGAAAUUUGAAACGGGAAAUUUGAAAGUCUGAUCUUGAGCCGUGGUAAACAAUAAGAGGCAUUCACAGGAAUCAACCCUCUGGGUUUUUGUGUUUGUCGCUGCAAAUCAACAAAACAGAUGUUUGUGCUCCUUUUUUUUUUAUUUUUACUGAAAACCUUAGCUGCACUCUAGUGGCAGCUUCAAUGCUUUUUAUGUAAGGCUUAUAAAACCCUUCACACGAGACAAGGAAGCUGACUUCUGUAUUUCUAAGUAAAAGCCAUAAAUAUCCUGUUUGUAUUUUGGAAGGUAUGUAAUGAUUAGAAGGAGCUAACAUUCAUAAUCAUACAUUUGUUUCAUUGUGACACACAAAAAGUCUUUUUAAAGUAAAAACAGGUUUAAGAAAUGUAAAAGAAUUUUCAUUCAGUUUGUUAGAGAAGAUAAUGAGCGAUUUCCAAGCUCUCAGGGUACUUUCUAUAUAUUUUUGAGUUUAAAACUAGAAAACAAAAUCAUAAAACUCUUAAAAUAUCUGUAAUAAAUAACUUGAUAGUACUAACAAAACUCUAAAUACCACCAGCUACUUUACUGUAUAUGCAUAAUUGGCAAAGACUGUAAUUUGUUUAAAAGAAAUUAAUUGCAGACACCCACAAAAUGAAAACAUUAAAUUUUCAUUAAGAAUUGUUGUGUUUUGUG
Messenger RNA from Archocentrus centrarchus (flier cichlid), 2837 nucleotides. It is a transcript of the gene depdc7a, whose product is annotated as DEP domain containing 7, paralog a. The coding region runs from base 120 to 1670 and encodes 516 amino acids. Lineage: Eukaryota; Metazoa; Chordata; Actinopteri; Cichliformes; Cichlidae. The transcript has 9 exons. Gene Ontology annotation, biological process: intracellular signal transduction. The record is from RefSeq and is a predicted model, not a curated record.